Aphidius gifuensis is the source of this 2395-nucleotide messenger RNA. Its product is annotated as protein Aster-B-like. The transcript has 6 exons. Gene Ontology annotation, molecular function: sterol binding; sterol transfer activity. The record is from RefSeq and is a predicted model, not a curated record. Bases 173 to 2278 code for a protein of 701 amino acids. Gene Ontology annotation, cellular component: plasma membrane; endoplasmic reticulum membrane; endoplasmic reticulum-plasma membrane contact site. Gene Ontology annotation, biological process: intracellular sterol transport. Lineage: Eukaryota; Metazoa; Arthropoda; Insecta; Hymenoptera; Braconidae.
ACAACAAAUUGUAGUAAAAUUUUAUCCGUUGGCGAAUUGUGAUGGCUUUUUCACAGGAAAAAACAGGAAAAAAUGCGUGUUUGUUCUCUUUCACCUGUUAAUUACUAGUAAAUAAAACCCAGUAUUUUGUCUAAUCAGUAGCUUUUUUUUAAUUUUGUUGAAACAAAAAACUAUGCACUAUAAGAAUAAACAGCUUUUAGAAAAUCAAAUUUCGAACAUGAAUAAAACAUUUAAAAAUCCAGCAAAAGAUGAUGCCGAUGAUUUGUUGUUAAAAAAUUAUGAUAGAACUUAUGGAAGACCAAAGAAAAGCUCAUCACCUCAAUUGAGUCCUAGAUCAUCAAAAAUUAAAAAAGGUUACUGGAAAAAACAAUCAGCAAUAAUAAAUUCAUCAUUAAAAGAAACAUUUGAUAAUGCAGCUCAAGAUGAUGAUGAUGACGAUGAAUUUGAUGAAAAAAUGUUUAAAAAAUCACAUGGUAAUUCAAGCAGAGUUCAGUUUGAUUUACAGGAUAAAUUAAAUAUUCCAGAAUCAUCAAAUAUUCAUAAUAUAAAAUCAAAAUGGUACAAUGCACUUUAUCCAACCUACAAAUCAAGACUAGAAGAAUUUAAAAUGACAUUUUUAAAUAUGCCAGAUGAUGAACGACUUGUUGUUGAUUAUUCAUGUGGUUUACAAAAAGAUGUAUUUAUACAUGGACGUCUUUAUUUAUCACAAAAUUAUAUAUGUUUUUAUUCAAAAACUUACAUGUCAGAAACAUCAAUAAUCCUACAAUGGAGUGACAUUGUUUCAAUAACCAAAGAUAAAUCAACAAUAGUACCAAAUGCAAUAUUGCUAUCAACUAAAAAUGAUAAAUUUUUAUUAACAACAUUUGGAGCUAGUGAUAAAACUUAUACAAUGAUGUUGAAAAUUUGGAAAAGUGCAUUAAUUAAUCAGCCACUAAGUAACGAAGAAACUUGGCAAUUAAUUCAUACAAGUUAUGGUGAUGAACUGGGUCUAUCAUCAGACGAUGAUGAUGAUAAAAGUUUCCCAAAUAAAUAUCUUGGUGAUUCAUUUUCUGAGUUUGAAGCAUCAUUCAUGGCUCAUUCACGUGUUCAUUCUCGUGCUCAUUCAACAUUUUCAUUUCCAAAUGAAAAUAAAAAUAUUUCAUUAAAAUUAAAUAAUAAUUUUGAGCUAUCAAAUAAUAAAAAAGAUUUAAAUGAUCCAAGUGAAGAUGACAGUGAAAAUGAUAAUCUUAAUAAAAGUAUUAAAAAUGAUUCAGAUUGUACAGAUGAACAUGAUGGUCGUGAAAUAAUAAAUACAACAAUACCAAUAAAUAUUGAUCAAUUAUUUAUAUUGCUAUUUACUGGUUCAAAAUUUUUUUUCGAUUUUCAUACAUCAAGAAAUACAAAAAAUUUAAUACAAUCAGCAUGGAUUAAAAAUCAAGAUAAUGGUUUAAAAAUGCGUAAUAUUACAAUGACAGUAUCAUUGAAUCAAUCAGUUGGACCAAAAACAUCACAAGUUAGUGAAAAACAAAUAAUGUUACCAUAUUGUUCACCUGGUUCAAAAUAUUCCAUUGAUAUUGAGACAACAAAUGCUGGUAUACCAUAUGCUGAUUCAUUUGUUGUUAAUACACAUUUUUGUAUGACAGCAUUAUCUGAAUGUGAAACAAAUAUUAAAAUACAUUCAAAAGUUGAUUUUAAAAAAGACGUAUGGGCUAUGAUGAAAAGUUUAAUAUUAAAAAAUUGCUGGAAUGGAUUGGAAGAAUUUUAUGGAAGUUUAAUAAAAUCAGUUGCAUUAGAAUGUGCUGAUAUUAAUAUGAAAGAUAAUAGCUUAAAAAAUUUUACAAAAACAAAUGAAACAUAUGUUUGUUCUGAUAAAACUGAUAGAGCAAAUUCAUCAAUUUGUAAAAAACAAAAAAAUGAUAAUUUAAAAUUUCAGGGAACUUUUAAAACACCAGAUGAUGGUGUUACAAUUAUCAGUUGGAUUCUUCUUGUUGCUAUAUUAUUUUUAAUGUUAAUUAAUGGAUUACUUUAUUAUAAAUUAUGGGGACUUGAAGAUGCUGCUGCUUAUACUGUUAUGGAUCUUCAUGUACUUAAAAAUACACCAAAAACAGAAGAGGAAUGGAUUAAUUUAUUGCAACAACAGGAAAGUUUACAUAAUGUUGAAAUGAGAAAAUGGCAAAGAGUUUUACAUACUGCUGCACAAUUAUUAAAACAGACAGAGGAAUCCUUGACUGAGUUAAGAAAAAGCAUGCACCCAACAGCAACUGAUAAAAUAUUCUCAGUCUUAAAACCACAUUUAUAAUUAAUUUUUUUUUUUUUUUUAAAUAAACAAAAACGAAAAAAGAUAUGAACGAGAUCAACUGAUACACCUCAAAGAUUUAAAGUAAUUUUAAUUUAAGCUUUUCUUUUUCUUUUAAUU